AUUCAUGCAAUUCAAAUGGGAAUUGCAGCACUGUGCGCAGACAGCAUUGAAAUGGACCAGAGACCAAAUUUCACCGGCACAGUCGCCAGCGAAUUGGCCAAGCGUACGGUUAUUCAACAAUGAUCGGGCGUCCGUUUCCACUGUGGCAGCUAUUGCUAUUGAUGCUGCUGCUGCCACUUGCCUUGGCCCUGAAAACGACACUAAGAAAUAGAGAGCAGCAGCAGGCGAAUCUGGAGCAGCUGCGUCAACUGGGACUUGGCAAUGUGAUCAGCCUGCCCAUCUACAGCGAUCUGCCCCGCGGCAAUUAUGACUUCAUUGUGGUCGGAGCCGGUGCCGCUGGCUGCACGCUGGCCGCACGACUCUCCGAGAAUCCCAAUUGGCAGGUCUAUUUAGUCGAGGCAGGCGGCGUGGAGAACAUAAUGCACUUGGUGCCGCUGCUGGCGCCCGCCCUGCAACUGACCGCCUCCAACUGGAACUACCAAUCGCAGCCGCAGCCUCGCGCCUGUCGCGGCAUGCCCGGCAACCGUUGCGCCCUACCCCGGGGCAAGGUUCUGGGUGGCACCAGCUCCAUUAAUUUCAUGAUCUACAAUCGCGGCAAUCGGCGCGACUUUGAUGCCUGGGCCGAGCGGGGCAACCGCGGCUGGAGCUAUGACCAAGUGCUCCCCUACUUCCUGCGCAGCGAGUCCGCCCAGCUCCUAGGCCUGGAGCAGUCGCCGUACCACAACCACAGCGGUCCGUUGAGCGUGGAGGAUGUGCGGUAUCGCAGCCGCUUGGCGCACGCCUAUGUCCGUGCCGCCCAGCAGGCGGGUCAUCCGCGCACCGACUACAAUGGGGAGUCACAACUAGGCGUGUCCUACGUGCAGGCCAACACGCUGAAGGGUCGCCGGCACAGCGCCUUUCGGGCCUACAUUGAGCCCGUUCGACAGCGCCGCAACAAUCUGCACAUUCUAACCAUGGCCCGGGUCACUCGCGUGCUCAUUGAUGACGCCACCAAGUCCGCCUACGGCGUGGAGCUGCUACACGGAGGUCGUCACUAUCAGGUGCGCGCACGGAAGGAGGUCAUCUUAUCGGCGGGCGCCUUCAACUCGCCACAGCUCCUGAUGCUCUCAGGCAUCGGACCAGAAGAUAAUUUACGUGCCAUCGGGGUGCCAGUGGUCCAGGCCUUGCCGGUGGGAAAGCUCCUCUACGAUCACAUGUGCCACUUCGGACCCACUUUUGUGACGAACACCACGGGCCAGACGCUGUUCAGCUCGCGCUUGUCGGUGUCCACGCUGAAGGACUUUACGCUGGGUCGCGCGGACACGCAGCUGUCCAGCAUCGGGGGCGUGGAGACGCUCACCUUCAUAAAAGUGCCAACGGCGCAAACUCCCGAGAAUCAACCCGACAUUGAGCUUAUUCAGGUGGACGGCAGCCUGGCCAGCGAUGAGGGCACGGCGCUCACAAAGGGCGCCAAUUUCAAGGGUGAGAUCUAUGAGAAAAUGUAUCGCCAUCUGGCCAGGCACCAGCAGGAUCACUUCACCUUUCUCGUCAUGCAAUUCAAGCCACAGUCUGUGGGCCGGCUCUGGCUGCACAAUCGCAACCCGCUCGAAUGGCCACGCAUUGAUCCCAAGUAUUUCUCGGCCGAACAGGAUGUGGAGCAGCUGCUCGAUGGCAUCAAGGAGGCCAUACGCAUCGCCCAGAUGCCAGCUCUGCAGGCUAUCGGCGCUCGUAUCCUGGAUCGCCCCGUGCCUGGCUGUGAGGACAAGCCGUUCGGGUCGGACGAUUACUGGCGCUGCUCGAUACGCACCUUGUCCUACACGCUGCACCACCAGGUGGCCACCUGCCGCAUGGGUCCGGCGAGUGAUGCCACCGCCGUGGUCAGCCCCGAGCUCAAGGUGCACGGCAUGCGCAAACUGCGCGUGGUCGACACCAGUGUCAUCCCUCUCCCGCCCACCGCCCACACGAAUGCAGCGGCCUUUAUGAUCGGCGAGAAGGCGGCCGACCUAAUAAGGUCCGAUUGGCUUUGAGGCCCAAGCUGACCUAAAGAGCUGAAUAACUGAAUGAGUUGGCUACGUCAAAUGUAAAUGGGCCAAUAAAAUGCGAGUUGAAAGCUGGCGAGAAUCGCUAUGGAGAACACUAAUGAGAAGAACAACAAGUCCAACGGGUUUUCGGUGCGACCAAAGGUGCACAAAAUUGUUAGACAGUCGCGAAUUUAAAGUUUCGUGGCGGGUUUUUAUAAGUUAAAUGAAACCGCG
Messenger RNA from Drosophila virilis, 2234 nucleotides. Its product is annotated as glucose dehydrogenase [FAD, quinone]. The record is from RefSeq and is a predicted model, not a curated record. Gene Ontology annotation, molecular function: flavin adenine dinucleotide binding; oxidoreductase activity, acting on CH-OH group of donors. Lineage: Eukaryota; Metazoa; Arthropoda; Insecta; Diptera; Drosophilidae.